CUUUUGUUUCAUACAUUCAGUAAUGCAGAGUGAGUGCAUGUGAGACAGGCAUCCACAGCCCUGCACAUCCAUUGGGAGCACUGGGCACACACUGCUGGACUGCAUGGGAUGCACCCAUGAUACUGCAGGGGCUCUGGACGUGCCCUUCAUGAAUGCCAGGGAGGACAAGGUGUGAUCUGCACCCAGGGGCCACAGUGAGCUGCUGCUGUCACUGCUGUGCCCACUCCGGCCACUGCUUCCUCCCCCACGUUGAGCCCUUCGCCUGCAGGGAGUGGCUGGGCUGAGAGACUGCAGGGCUGGGCUGGGACCCACAGCAUCUGAUACCCAGGCUCCAGUGGAUGAUGACAUGUCCAAGAGGUAACUAAACAUGGAAAGCAGUAUCCAUUACAUGGAGGCCUGACAUUUCCCUGUGACAGGAUUCUGACAGAAGAAGUAAAGUUACAGAGGUGUUGAAACUAUUGCUACAAAUAUGCUGAAGCCAAGUGGACUAAAAAUCCCAGGGAGGGGAGCAAAACACUCCAGCCCAGUAGGAAGAUCUUCAGCCGGAUCUGGUGUCACUGGCAGCACCAGCUCUAAAGAAGGUUCACCUUUGCACAAACAGGGUUCAACUUCUUCAAUAGUUGCUGAAAAAUCAAGUUCCAAGUACACUGAAGUGGGGGAUGAAUCCCUGGGAGACUAUGUAGUUGGUGAACGUGUGUGGGUCAAUGGAGUGAAGUCUGGAGUGGUACAGUAUCUAGGAGAAACCCAAUUUGCUCCAGGUCAGUGGGCAGGUGUUGUUUUGGAUGACCCUGUUGGAAAAAAUGAUGGCUCUGUAGGUGGAGUACGUUAUUUUGAGUGUCAACCACUCCAGGGAAUAUUUACCAGACCUUCUAAGCUGACCCGACAACCUGUGGCAGAUGGUACAGGGAGUGAUUCACAUUCAGUGGAGUCUUUGACAACUCAGAACUUAUCAUUGCAUUCUGGAACUGCUACGCCACCUCUGACCACUCGAAUUGUGCCACUGCGGGAGAGUGUGUUAAACAGCACCAUAAAGACAGGAAAUGAAUCAGGAUCAAACCUUUCGGACAGUGGGUCAGUGAAGAAGGGGGACAAGGAUCUGCGCCUUGGAGAUCGUGUUCUGGUUGGUGGCACAAAAACAGGGGUAGUUCGCUAUGUUGGAGAAACUGAUUUUGCAAAAGGAGAGUGGUGUGGAGUGGAGCUGGACGAACCCCUGGGGAAAAAUGACGGCGCUGUGGCUGGUACCAGAUAUUUCCAGUGCCCACCAAAAUUUGGCCUUUUUGCCCCAAUUCACAAGGUGAUCCGUAUUGGUUUCCCAUCUACCAGUCCUGCCAAAGCUAAGAAAAGCAAGAGAAUGGCCAUGGGAGUGUCCGCGCUAACUCACAGUCCCAGCAGCUCUUCUAUCAGUUCAGUAAGCUCAGUCGCAUCCUCUGUAGGAGGCAGACCCAGCAGGAGUGGCUUGCUUACAGAAACAUCAUCACGCUAUGCACGGAAGAUCUCCGGUACAACCGCCUUGCAGGAGGCUCUAAAGGAGAAACAGCAACAUAUCGAGCAGUUAUUGGCUGAGAGAGAUCUAGAGCGAGCAGAAGUAGCAAAAGCCACCAGUCAUAUCUGUGAAGUGGAAAAGGAGCUGACCCAUUUGAAAACCCAACAUGAGAAGUACAUUGCAGAGGCAGAGAGCAAUCUUCAGAGGACUCAUGCCAUGGUGGAAAGCACACAGAAAGAGAAAAUUGAGCUACUUAAUCAGCUUGAAGAGGAACGAAGGAAAGUUGAAGAUCUUCAGUUCAGAGUGGAAGAAGAGUCUAUCACAAAGGGGGAUCUAGAGACUCAGACGCAGUUGGAGCAUGCCCGAAUUCGGGAGCUCGAGCAGAAUCUACUGUUUGAGAAGGCAAAAACUGCAAAGCUUCUCAAAGAAUUAGAGGACAAGAGGCAGACAACGGUAGCAGAGCAGACACGGAUUCAGCAGCUGGAAGAGGAGCUUAACCUUCGACGCAAUGAGAUUGAAGACCUUCAGCACUGUUUAAUGAACUCUAGUCAGUCAGACUUACCAGAACAUAAAAUUGAGCUUCAAACUGAGGCCUUGCGUUUACGAGACAAGCUUCUGUCUGCUAGCAAAGAGCAUCAGAAGGAAAGCAGUCAGCAAAGAGAUAAGUAUGAGGAAAAGAUGAAAAGAUAUCAACAAGAAAUUGAAAAACUAAAGGCCGUAAAUGAGAAGCAUGUCCAGGAGAUUGGAGAGUUGAAGAAAAAGCUUGAGCUGGCUACAAAAGAGAAUAUUGGAAUGAUGGACAGUUGGAAGUCUAAAUUGGACAGUUUAGUUUCUGACCACCAGAGAUCUCUACAAGACUUGAAAGGUUCCCUGGUUACCAGUCCUGACUCCCAACACAAAGAAAUAGUAGAGCUUAAAGCUAGUGUAGAAAGUCAAAAAAUGGAGCAUCAACUAGAAAUUGAAAACAUGAAAGCUAAAAAUGAGAUUGAAACAGCAGUCCAUAUCAAAGAGAAGGAAACUCUGAAAACUAAACUUCAGGAGAUUAGGGAUGAACUUGAGGAAGGAAAUAACAACUGGAAAACACAGCUAGAAUCAAAAACCAAUCAACACCUCAAAGAGCUUCAGGAUAUGAAAGACAAAUAUCGAGAGGCAGAGCAGCGAUUGUGUAACUUACAGAAACUGCAAGCUGACUAUAAUGACCAGACACAAGCCAUUGCCUUCUUAAAAGAACAGAUUUCAGCUGCUGAAAAGAAAAUGCAGGAUUAUGACAUUCUCCAGAAAGCAGACACCAGAAAUAACCAAGAGAUCCAAAGACUUCAGGAGAGAAUUUUGGUCUUGGAAAACAUAUUACAGUCAAUGGAGGCACUUCACUCUUCACAAAAUCCUAAUAUGAUUGAAACGAAUGAUGUUUCAGAAGAAAAAAUUAAAAUGAAAAAGACAGUGGAAGAUCUGCAGCUCAAACUUAGUAAAAGAGAAAAAGAGGUAUCAUCCAUGUCUGUUCAUAUUGAAUCUUUGAGGGCUCAAACAAACGCACUUGAGAGCAAAUGCAAAUCAGGUGACAAGAAGAUGGAUUCAUUAGUAAAACAUAAUAAAAAGUUAGAAGUGGAACUAGAGGCUUUUUCCAGGAAGUCCCAUGAUGCAUCAGGCCAACUGGUCAUGAUCAGCCAAGAACUACUCAAGAAAGAGAGGAGUCUAAAUGAACUAAGAGCUUUACUACUCGAAGCCAAUCGGCAUUCUCCUGGACCAGAGAAAGACUUAAUUCGAGAGGUCCAUAAAGCAGACUGGAGAUCAAAAGAGCAGAGAUUGAAAGAAGAAAUCAGUGCACUUAGAGAUAAGUUACUGGUUUUGGAUAAAGAGAAAUCAGGGGCAGAUCACAGGAGAUACUCCCUAAUAGACCCAGCUUCGGAAUCAGAGCUGCUAAGGUUACAGCAACGGUUAGUCAGCACUGAAGAUGCUCUUCGAAUAGCUCUUGACCAAGGUCAACAAACAGAGAAGCUAAUGGAGGCCAUGCAAAGCAGUGCGGAAAAGUUUCAGGUGACUGGAAACUCAGGUUCUGCCAAUGGUAUCCAUCAGCAAGAGAAAGCACAUAAACAAGAGGAAAACCAUUGAUGUCCACAAGAAAGAAUACUGACUAUAUACUUCUCGUAGUGGGACUGACAUAUCAGAAAGUCUUGUGCAGUAUUCCUGUGUGAACAGUGUUGAUUUGUAUUGAUAGAUCCUCCCAGGACAAUCAUUUGAUGGUCACUGCUGUGUUCGAAAAAAGCUGUAGGCUGGAAGACCAGGAACUGUUAUAUCCUUACCCAGAAUCUUGGCAAUGACCUCUAUAGGCUGGCUGAUAGAGCUCACUGGAAACUUCCAGUUCUUGGUGAAUUGAUGUCCCCACCUCAAAGACCCUCUGCUUGCUGGGACUCAAGAUUAUAUGAACUGCUUUGGAAUUUUCAUGGCAUUUGUAAAGUUUGAGUUUGCCAAUGACCAUAACUAUCCAUUGGUUUGUCUAUGGCCAAUAAAGUAUUGAGAAGUAGAAAGGAUAAAUUUCAUAAAAACAAAAAGGUUAUACUCCCCUAUCUACUCUAGAUUGUCCUCCAGCACCCUAGCAAUGCAUUACAACAUGGGCUACAAUUCAUCAUGCAUACAGUUUAUUAGAGCUAGCCAAUGUUUAAUUAAAAAAGAGGUAUAUAUAUUUCUUUCUUAUUGUACAUAUCCUAUUUUAUUGUUAUAUUUCUGUCUAACCAUAAUCUGCAAAAUGCUCCCCUGUGUAUGUGAUUAUCAAGCCUAUUGAUAAAUAACUAGACAGAUGCGAAUAGUUAACUUGGUUCUAGUCUGAUGGAUAUGGAUUUAUGCCUAAUGAUAUGGAAUACAGUUUUAAGGUACUUUUGUGUUAAAUUAUGUCUUUUAAGUCUUAUUGAUUUUAUGUUGCAUAUAGAACUUUUGACCAAGAAUAUUUUAUGUUAGAUAAACGCCAGAGUUCAAUACAUGAAAAUGUAAGAUAUGCCUUUUUAAAUAAAUGUAAUUCCUUAUUUA
Messenger RNA from Bufo bufo (common toad), 4504 nucleotides. It is a transcript of the gene CLIP2, whose product is annotated as CAP-Gly domain containing linker protein 2. Gene Ontology annotation, cellular component: microtubule plus-end; nucleus; cytoplasm. Gene Ontology annotation, molecular function: microtubule plus-end binding. The record is from RefSeq and is a predicted model, not a curated record. The coding region runs from base 470 to 3592 and encodes 1040 amino acids. The transcript has 17 exons. NCBI's taxonomy places the organism in Eukaryota, Metazoa, Chordata, Amphibia, Anura, Bufonidae. Gene Ontology annotation, biological process: cytoplasmic microtubule organization.